Messenger RNA from Didymella exigua CBS 183.55, 1758 nucleotides. RefSeq names its product phosphate transporter. Gene Ontology annotation, cellular component: membrane. The record is from RefSeq and is a predicted model, not a curated record. Gene Ontology annotation, biological process: phosphate ion transmembrane transport. The coding region runs from base 1 to 1758 and encodes 585 amino acids. NCBI's taxonomy places the organism in Eukaryota, Fungi, Ascomycota, Dothideomycetes, Pleosporales, Didymellaceae. The transcript has 5 exons.
AUGGCUCCAGCUUUGGCGAAAUACAACUGGAUCCUUGCGAUCACCACAAUCGCCUUUGUCUUUUCAUCAGCCUCAAACGGUGCCAAUGAUGUCGCCAACUCUUAUGCCACCUCCGUGGCCGCACGGACGCUGAAAAUGUGGCAAGCUGGUCUUCUUGCCUGUGUCACUGAAUUCCUCGGUGCCGUUGCCUUAGGUGCCCGAGUCACAUCAACCAUCAAGAGCGGUGUCUUCGGCCUCACUAAGUUUCAGCCGGUACCUCCAACCUUCAUGCUAGUCAUGGGAUGCGCCGAAGUUGGCAGUGCAACAUUCCUCACUAUUGCUACCUUUUACGGCAUGCCUGUCAGCACUACACAAACAGUUGUCGGUGCGCUUGCUGGCGCUGGUAUUGCAGCCCAGACGCCGCUCAAGUGGGCCUGGUCUACUGGUAGUCUCAGCCAGAUCGCAGCCUCCUGGGCAAUUGCUCCUCUCGUUUCCGCCGGAAUUGCAGCUGCUUUGUUCUUGACCAUCAAAUUUGCUGUAUUGGAUAGGGCAAACCCUAUGAAGUGGGGCAUGCGACUCAUUCCGUGGUACCUCGCCUUUACAGCUGGGGUCCUGACACUGUUUAUCAUCGACGAGAUUCCUGGCGGAGAGUCGUUUGAGGAUAUGGGUCCUGGCAAGAGUAUAGGCAUCAUUCUCGGGGUUUUCGUUGGCAUCUUGGUUUUCUCUUACGCCUUUUUCAUUCCUUAUUUCCAUCGCCGCCUGAUCAUGAACGAUGCUCGAAUGCGACCAUGGCACAUCCCUCUCGGACCUCUUCUCUUCCGCGACGACCCCCCGAUCUUCUGGCCUGGAAAGGGUACCGAGGUCGUCACAGACUACUACGCCAAAUCCUCUGUAGAGACCCCGAGCAAGGACUUGGAGAAGGCAUCGGCCAAAGAGUCUGCUCCGGAAGAAACUAUUCACAACAAAUCUCCGGACGCAGAUGAUAAGGGAUUGUCAACAUCGGUCGACGCGAACAACUCCUCUCAAGACGCCGCUCCACGUGCUCUUUCCGUGCCCAACCCUCGUGGAGAUAUUGUCGCCCAUGUCAUCCCCACGAAGCCUGAGCCAGAGGAGCGCUGGUUGCACCCUGUUCGUGAUCUACCGUUUUACUCGCCUCAGAAGAUCGCAAACUGGACGAAGUAUCUACUUUUACAAGGUGUCAGCCGUGAUGUCGUUACGCAUAAGAACCUUGGAGCUGUACAUGCUCGUGCCAUUGUCUAUGACAACCGCGUGGAGCACCUGUGGACUUAUGCACAAGUUGCAUCCGCGAUGAUGAUGAGUAUCGCUCACGGCUCCAACGACGUUGCGAAUGCGGUCGGACCCUGGGUAGCGAGUUACAACACGUACACAACCGGAGAGGUUAUAGCCCGUGCUGAUACCCCGAUCUGGAUCCUGAUCGUUGCUGGCCUGCUUCUUGGUUUGGGAUUCUGGUUUUAUGGAUACCACGUCAUGCGCUCGCUCGGCAACAAGAUCACGCAAGUGUCGCCCACACGAGGCUUUUCGAUGGAACUUGGCGCUGCCAUCACUGUGCUUCUCGCUUCGAGACUCGCAUUGCCAGUCUCGACCACACAAUGUCUGACUGGUGCGACAAUCGGUGUCGCGCUUUGCAACUUCGAUGUUCGAGCUGUAAACUGGAAGCAGGUUGCUUUCAUAUUCUCUUCUUGGAUCAUUACCCUGCCAAGCGCCGGUAUGAUUUCAGGUCUGCUGAUGGCGAUGGCGUUGAACACACCGCACUUCUAA